This is a messenger RNA of Copidosoma floridanum, 2047 nucleotides long. RefSeq lists its product as uncharacterized. Lineage: Eukaryota; Metazoa; Arthropoda; Insecta; Hymenoptera; Encyrtidae. Gene Ontology annotation, molecular function: glycosyltransferase activity. The record is from RefSeq and is a predicted model, not a curated record. Gene Ontology annotation, cellular component: cytoplasm.
CUGUACAGAAAUGACUUCGUAUCACCUACUCCGAAGUCUAAAUAAUGUGAGGUCGAUGAAAAAGUACUUGUUGAAGUUCUUUUUCUGCACAAUACCGCUACUUACCCUAAUAAUUGUUGUAUUGAGCUGGCAGUUCCAUGCCAAAGUACACCACCUGAAAGAGCUACGAGAAAAUUGGCGCAAGGAAAUCGAAAAAAUGGCAAAAAAAACGAACAACACGUGGAGAUUGCCGGACGUCCAGGGCGCAGCGAUAUUUUCCGCCUACUUGGACUCCAGACCGGAAGUUGCACUCGAGGAAAUUCCAUUCUGGUCCAGUCUCGAUCACCCGUGGGCACUGAUACGAAUCAUCGGGAUCCUCGAUGUCGACACCAAGAUUCCGAGUCUCCGAUGCUACUACAAAUACACCGAUCGGAGCACGAUCUCGGAGCGUCCAGCUAUCGGGGUACGGUUCAUAGCCAGCAUCGAGAACUUUGGGAUGCGGUACUCGGCCGCCUUUGUGAUCUGCGAGCUCGUGACCACGUCGGACGGCAGUUUACCGAGCCAAGUGACCUUUUCGUCCAACCGAGGAAGAUCGGCAGAGGAACUGGGGGACUUUGUGGACAUCCGGUACACGGCACCGCCAGUCACGCGCCCGAGCUUCAUGGCAGCGUGCGUGCCGAGUUUGCAUCACGGCUACGCGAAUCACGCGGGCCUCGUCGAGUUUGUCGAGUUUUACCGGUCCAUGGGCGUGGACCGCUUCACUUUCUACAACGCUUCGGUCUCGCCGAGGGUCAGUCGGGUGCUCGAGUGGUACGCGAGGAAGAAUUUGGCGAGCGUUGUACAGUGGAAGUUGCCGGGUGUUUACAAGUUCGAGAGGAAUUUGAGGUACAACGGGAUUUUCGCUGCGCUGAACGAUUGCUUGUACAGAAACAUGUACACCUUCACUUACGUGGUAAACGUGGACUUGGACGAGUUUAUCAUACCGAGAAAGCAGGAAAACUUUCGCCAGAUGAUGGACUAUUUGGACCCAAACUCGGACCUCAGCAGUCGCGCGGCAUUUGUUUUUCGGAACGUCUUCUUUUACUUGAUGUACGACGACGAUCCCGGUGCUGUCAACCGAACAGAUUGGCCCAAACUGACGUUGGAAUCCAAGACCACGCGCUUCGAGGAAAUUUACGAAGCCCACUCGCGCAGCAAGUACAUAGCCAGAAGUGAGAACGUGAUCGAAAUGGGCAAUCAUCAAAUUUGGCGGUCAAGAAAGACUUCGUUCCUCUUUCGUGCUGGAGAGACGACGGUUGAUCCCGAUACUGCACUGUCGCAUCACUACAGGUUUUGCGAGGUCAACGAGUUGGUCUGCUGGCUGCGGAAGACGACCGUUGAUAGAGCUGCUCACAAGUAUACCAAAGUGCUGAGACCCAGGGUUGCGGCUGUUCUCCGCAAGGUUUUUGGAAACGAGAGGGUAUAACAUCAUGCAGUGGCCAAUCGAGAGUAUUAUUGUUGUUAUUAUUUAUUCGUCGUGUUGGAUCUCAAAUGUGUGUAUAGGUAAAUAUUUUGACGAGGAAAAUGUAGCUUUCCGAGAAGCCCAUGGGAGGUAUACAUGUUGUAAUCACAGUUACAGUUCACUCGGUGGGUGCAUCUAAGAGCGAGUCUUUGUUAUAUAUUUUUUCAUAUGCCACACAACACAUUGUUUUCCUGCACCCAGUGGAAUGUGGGUCAUUACUUGUAACCAGCUCAUUUAGACACGAGGGCAAACAGAAAGGAAAAAAUUACUACUCCCUUCAGGGGGUACUCGAGAGGACAUUUGCACGUGCGUCGAGCUUAUACCUUUACUACUCAAGGGUAUAAACACAAUUGGAGAAUCAUUUCGUUGCGGAAGAGUAAACACGAGAGUAGCAUAAAUCUGUACGUACGUAUUUUAUGACAAUGGCUUAUUGGCGAUGUGCCAGGAGCUACUCGUACACAGAAAAAGUUGGCCACACACACAUUAGUCUAACAACGUAACUGCCCGUCAGGGCAUGGAAUCGCAGUGUCUUCGCAAACUUUGGGGAUCGAGUAAAGCCAUUUCACA